Messenger RNA from Choloepus didactylus (southern two-toed sloth), 1953 nucleotides. It is a transcript of the gene TNFAIP8, whose product is annotated as TNF alpha induced protein 8. NCBI's taxonomy places the organism in Eukaryota, Metazoa, Chordata, Mammalia, Pilosa, Megalonychidae. Gene Ontology annotation, biological process: regulation of apoptotic process. Bases 268 to 864 code for a protein of 198 amino acids. Gene Ontology annotation, molecular function: cysteine-type endopeptidase inhibitor activity involved in apoptotic process. The record is from RefSeq and is a predicted model, not a curated record. Gene Ontology annotation, cellular component: cytoplasm. The transcript has 2 exons.
CUCCGCCCCACCUGCGCGCGCCGGGACCGGGCUCCGGGGGUGGCCUCCCACCGCCCAGGGAGGCGCGAUUCGUCACUCUUGCAGAACUUUCCCCGUGAAAAUCCCUGCACCAGCACCAGCCCUCCCUCCCCGGGGAGGUUUUGAUUUUAGAAGCCUGCCUUCCUUUUAUUUUUCUGCCGUGUGCGGGUCUGGGCAGCGGAGCGAACUCGCAGCUCCUCCGAGUACGUGUCAGCGGUAAUCGCCCCUGCCGCGGGUUACCCUGACACCAUGCACUCCGAAGCAGAGGAAUCCAAGGACGUGGCCACAGAUGUCUUCAAUUCCAAAAACCUGGCUGUGCAGGCACAAAAGAAGAUCUUGGGUAAAAUGGUAUCCAAAUCCAUCGCUACCACCUUGAUAGAUGACACGAGCAGCGAGGUUUUGGAUGAGCUCUACAGGGUGACCAAAGAGUAUACCCAAAACAAGAAGGAGGCAGAGAAAAUCAUCAAAAACCUCAUCAAAACAGUCAUCAAGCUGGCCAUUCUUUACAGGAAUAAUCAGUUUAAUCAAGAUGAGCUAGCACUGAUGGAGAAAUUUAAGAAGAAAGUUCAUCAGCUUGCUAUGACCGUGGUCAGUUUCCAUCAGGUAGAUUUUACCUUUGACCGGAACGUGUUAUCCAGGCUGCUAAACGAAUGCAGAGAGUUGCUCCACCAAAUCAUUCAGCGUCACCUCACUGCAAAGUCACAUGGACGGGUUAAUAAUGUCUUUGAUCAUUUUUCAGAUUGUGAAUUUUUGGCUGCCUUGUAUAAUCCCUUUGGAAAUUUUAAACCCCACUUACAAAAACUUUGUGAUGGCAUCAACAAAAUGUUGGAUGAAGAGAACAUAUGAGUAUGUGAAUUAAGAUUUUGACUGCUCAUGAUUUAUUUGAAGAUGGAGCACUGCUGAUUUAUGAAGGAAAAAAAGAAUUUUUUAAAGAUUACACAUUUUCAGGAAGGCUUUGCCCAAUUCAGUUGUCAAACAUUAAUGAUAGUGCUUUUAUGGAGCUUGUUUUAUUUGAAGAAAAGCAUAUUGCCAAAAAUUUUAGUUAAAAGCUUCCUUACAGUUAACUGAUUUUGGGAAGAUGUAUGGUUGGGAAAUGCAAAUAGAGUUAUACAAAGGAAAAUUCUGUGUAGCUCCAAACCUCAAGACAUCUUUCUUUUUAGGACAAUUGUGUUUGUGGCACAUUGGAUAUUUCUAACAUGUACAAAGUUAUGUAUUUUGAUUCAUUUCUGUUCUUUGCUAUAUAUAUGAACCUCUUUUAAAAAGCCAAGAACUUUCUCCUGCUGUCAUUGCUCCUUCAGAAACAAUUCCAUUUUCAAGUCUACCCUUGAUUCUUUUGUUAAAGAUUUUGUCAUUGACAUUCAAGAAGUCUGAAGCAGUCAAACUGAUCCCACAGAAGAAUAGAAAACUGCUUAUCUGCAAUCAAUACUGUGGAAAUGGACUAUAUUUGACAUUAUGAAUGGUGUCUAAUAUAAGAAUGUUUCUGGAAUUGAGUCCUGUUUUUUAAUACCAAUGGUGAUACUUAAAUUUGCAAACAUGGAAUGGCAUGUCAUUGCCUUGAAAUGCUUGGUUAGGGCUUAACUUUCAUGUUAACUUGAAAAUGUGCUGAUGAAAUUUCCAUUUUUAAUAUCCAUUUCGAAUGUAAGAGGCAAAGAGAAAAUGUAUAUUGUUCUUGAUAUUAGGACAAUAAAAUGUAAGUGGUAUUAAAAGUAAAACAAUCAUUUUAGAGAUGAGCCCAUCAGAAUAACUUAAUUUAGGAAGAGGGGCAAAAGGGAAGAAAGAAUAUUGCUACAAAACAUGAGCAUGAGGAUGAAUGCAUUUCAAAUGUUUAAGAAUGUUUGAUAGGUAAAUAAAGAAUGUCGCUUUUUUAUUUAACAGAUAAGUUUUUUGCUAUUUUGUUAUUUGCUAUUUUGAUGAGUAAACCAAACAAUAUUUGCA